UUUCCCGUGGUGCAUAGGGGUUCGCGUCGUGCUCCACAGCACUCGUGUAGAGUCUCCAAGAUGGCGGCGUGGGGAAGGAGGCGCGGUGUCCCAGCCAGCAGAGAGAGGGGGGCGCUGUCUGCCACCGACUGCUACAUCGUCCACGAGAUCUACAACGGCGAGAACGCCCAGGAGCAGUUUGAGUACGAGCUGGAGCAGGCCCUGGAGGCGCAGUACAAGUACAUCGUGAUCGAGCCCACCCGCAUCGGCGACGAGACGGCCCGGUGGAUCACCGUGGGGAACUGUCUGCACAAAACGGCGGUCCUGUCCGGGACGGCCUGCCUGCUGUCGCCGCUCUCGCUGUCCCUCGAGUACUCGCGCUACGUCGCCCUGCCCGCCGGGGCCCUGAGCGUGGCCUGCGCGGCCCUCUACGGCAUCUCGUGGCAGUUCGACCCCUGCUGCAAGUACCAGGUGGAGUACGACACCCAGAAACUGUCGCGGCUGCCGCUGCACACGCUCACCUCGUCCACGCCCGUGGUGUUGGUGAGGAAGGACGACAUUCACAGAAAGAGACUCCAUAACACAAUCGCGCUCGCCGCCCUGGCGUAUUGCAUCAAGAAGAUUUACGAGCUGUACGCCGUAUGACUGGGCGGGGCCUCGAGUGUUGGAGCGUGGGGUCCCGGCGCCAGUGCACUGAUUACUAAGCCGAUGCGAGACCCCCGUUUUAGACAGGUGUGCGUGUACUAAAUGACGAUCAGGGGAGGACUGGACUUCUCAUCCAAAAAUGAAAUCCCAACGAUGACGUUUUAUAAAUGGCCUCGAGAGGCCCGCCGCUAUUUUUCUUGGUAGUUGUAUUGUACCUUUUAUUGGUGGUCAGAAAAACAAAAGAAACAAACAAAGAAACAAACAAACAAAAAAAAAAAAAAAA
This is a messenger RNA of Polypterus senegalus (gray bichir), 907 nucleotides long. It is a transcript of the gene tmem11, whose product is annotated as transmembrane protein 11. Gene Ontology annotation, cellular component: mitochondrial inner membrane. NCBI's taxonomy places the organism in Eukaryota, Metazoa, Chordata, Cladistia, Polypteriformes, Polypteridae. Gene Ontology annotation, biological process: inner mitochondrial membrane organization. Bases 61 to 624 code for a protein of 187 amino acids. The transcript is spliced from 2 exons. The record is from RefSeq and is a predicted model, not a curated record.